Molecule: messenger RNA, 490 nt
Organism: Rubroshorea leprosula
Lineage: Eukaryota; Viridiplantae; Streptophyta; Magnoliopsida; Malvales; Dipterocarpaceae
Source: the annotation of a GenBank genome assembly
AAUAUUUAUAGUUUAAAUAAAAACAAAAAAAAAAUUACCUAACUACCCUCACCCACCCAAUCCCUCUUAUUCCCCUUCUUUCUUUCUCUUUCUUUCUUUCCUGCCCUGGGUCUCCACCAGGCUAGAUUCCGAUGGCUGCAACAAACCCAGCCUGCUGGGUCUCGUCGGAACCCAGCCUUGCUGGGUUCAGGGAGACCCAGCCCUCGUCGAACCCAGCCUGGCUGGGUCUCCCUUGCUGGGUUCCGACGAGACCCAACAAGCUGGGUUCGACGCUGGGUUUCCCCAAAUCUAGCAAGGUUGGGUUUCGACGAACCCUGCUGGGUCUCGUUGAACCCAGCCUUGCUGGGUUUCCCCGAACCCAGUUGCUAGGUUUGACGAGACCCAGCUAGCCUCUGAUGAACCCAACUUUGCUAUUUCGAUGCUGGAUUCAUGUUUUUUCAUUCUUCUUUUGAUUUUCAUUUCCAAUUGUUAAUAAAUUUGAGAGUUGAUU